GAAACUCAGCAAUAAAUAGCUAAGCUCAAGCAGUUGUAGAAACGUUUCAGAGUUUAGAGAGCGAGAGAGAACUCAGUAGCUUACAUACAUACAUACAUACAUACACACACACAGAUAACUGAUCAGACAGGACGACAAAAAUGUAAUGGUCUGACGCAAACGAUUUUUUUUUCUUCGGGAAGGGGUCUUUCAUAUCGAUGCCAUUGGCCGAGGCGCCUGCAGUGUCUCCCACAGGAAAAAGAUGAUCAGGAUGUCAUUGGACAAAGAGACUGUUCUACCGCGUGAUGGGCGGGGCGACGCUGCUGUCCCAGAAGGCCCUGCGUCAGGAGGGGGGGAGGGGGGAGUGGACAGGGUGGGUGGGGUAAUGAUGUCCCCUCACCCUCCCUGUCUGGGACCAACCGGUUUCACCGGAAGUAUGGUUCUAACGGAACAGCCACAUCCCCACGGCCCCAAAACAAGAAGUACACACCCCCUAAAGACCAAAAACGGCCUUCAGCCCCCCCACAACAACCCCCAGGUCUUCCCUCCAGGACAGCAGCAGCGAAUGGGGAAGCGGCGCUACUCCCUGGGCGGCAGCUUCAAGCACCCGGGCUUCGGGAAGCGUCGUCGCCGCGCCAACAGUGACAGUCAAUCAGACCCCGUCCUUCCCUCCAACUUCCUGUUGGGCGGGAACAUUUUCGACCCGCUGAACCUCAAUUCUUUAUUGGAUGAGGAGGUGAGCCGCGCUCUGAAUGCCGAGACGCCCAAGUCCUCACCCCUACCGGCCCGGGCCAGAGACCCUGUAGAGAUCCUGGUACCGCGUGACAUCACAGACCCCCUGAACCUGAAGAGUGGGGGAGGAGAGGAGGGGGGAGGGGUGCUGGUCUCCCCCAUGAAAAACAGGAAGAGACACCGCAACCGUCACCACGGAGGAGGAGGAGGAGGAGGAGGGGGGCCGCAGCCUGAACCCCCCAUACAGGCUGAGGGGUCAAAGGUAGAAGCUGGGGGUGAUUCAGGGACAGGAGGUGAGGUGUUAGCUCUGUUCCCUGCCAGCGUUAGCGUCAGUGUUACUGGUGAGCUAGCUGCAGUACCGGAGGUUCCCAAAGAGGGCCUCUCUGGAAGCGUAGUACCACAGUCUCCUCUGCCCUACGAACUCAACACCACCAUCAACUGUCGGGAUGAGGUAGUUCCGCCCAUUCUGCCCCGGAGACACACCCACCCGCCACUUGGCUCCACCUCUAAACCCCGUCCCCAUGGCGACGGAGGCCAUCGGCAGCGUAAACGGCGGCGUACCACCUCAACGAGGUCUGACCAUUCGUCGGUUACUCCGACCCCCGCCCUCACCACUGCCCCACCCAACACCUUCCACACCCCCCUGGUGCCAGGGUCAGGCCUCAGAGGUCAGGGGUCAGGGUCAGUGGUGGUAGGUCAGCAGCAGGCCCAGAGCUCCUUCCACCACAAACCCCAGAAGAAGAAAAACAGGUUCCAGCACGGCAACUACAGCCGUUAUUACGGCUACCACGGUUACUACGGUUACCGUGAUGGGCAGGUGGGGCGGUUUGAGGACCCUCGUCUGGGCCUGCUUCGACCCGAUUGGUUCAGAGGGAAGACGGUGCUGGACAUUGGCUGCAGCACCGGUCACCUGACCCUGGCCAUCGCACGCCACUUUAACCCGACCCACAUCCUGGGUAUUGAUGUAGACGGGCGGCUGGUGCACGCCGCUAGGCAGAACAUUCGCCACUUCCUGUCCGAACGACUCACACAGGACGCCAGGGGUAGGGAGGAGGGGAGAGGGGGAGAGAGUAAACAGAAAGCGGAGACAGCUGAGCAGAGUGAAGGAAGAACACAGAGCGGAACUAAGAUGGCGUCCGGUACGGCUGAGAAGAAGAUGGAGGAGGAGGAGGGUCAGAACGAGGAGUGUAGCGCUCUAGAGAAACUGAAGAGAACCCUGUCGUUGCUGUCGCCCUCGAGUGGCCCCCGGGGUGUAGGUCGCCCUCUCCCUCCGUUCCCCCUCUCCUUCAGGGUGUGUCGGGGUCCCAUCGCUGCCCCCCCCCUCUUCCCCCCUGGCCACGGAACACCUGAACAUUUCCCAACAACGUCUCCUUCAUAA
Molecule: messenger RNA, 2089 nt
Organism: Salvelinus sp. IW2-2015
Lineage: Eukaryota; Metazoa; Chordata; Actinopteri; Salmoniformes; Salmonidae
Source: RefSeq, a predicted model, not a curated record